GUAGUUUGUAGUUCAUCAUAUGAUCAAGUGAAUUUUGUUUCAUAAGUUUGACUGUUUUCUGUUGUAUUAAUAUAUCUAUUUAUAUCUACUUUCCCCAUAGGCUUCAUAUUAAGAUGGCUUCUAAUACUGUAAGUUCCUUCCUUUCAAGCAUUUUACAGAAAUUGAACCUUAAAAUGUCUGAUAAUGGUAAAGAUGAUGAACCUCCCUGCAAGAAAUCGAAAAUAGAAAUGGAGAAGAAGAUUGGAACUCAUGGUGGUAAUUUUCACUGUGAUGAAGCUUUGGCAUGUUUUCUGUUAAAACAGUUACCAGAAUACAAAAGUGCUGAAAUUAUACGAACUAGAGAACCGAAGAUAUUAGAUACGUGUGAUAUUGUGGUAGAUGUUGGCAGUGUUUAUGAUCCAGAAAAAAAUCGAUUUGAUCAUCAUCAAAGAACAUUUAAAGAAAAUUUUAACAGUCUUGAUUCAACCAAAAAGUGGGUGACAAAACUGAGCAGUGCUGGGUUGGUCUACUUUCAUUUUGGUCGUCAAAUAAUAUCAGAUAUUCUUAAUAAACCUAAAGAAGACCCAAUAACAGAAUUAAUCUAUGAUAAAGUUUAUGAGAAUUUUGUAGAAGAGAUUGACGCUGUUGAUAAUGGUAUCAACCCAACAGACGAAACUCCCAGAUAUCGACAGACAACUGGUUUAAGUUCACGAGUUGGUGGGUUGAAUCCGGCAUGGAAUGAAAAACAAGACGAUAGAGAUAAAUGUUUUGAAAAGGCUGUAGCAUUGACAGGUUUAGAAUUUAUGGACCGUGUUAAUCAUUAUAAAAAUUCCUGGCUACCAGCACGCGACGUGGUUCUAACAGCAGUCAAUAACAGACAUAAGAUUGAUGAAAGUGGAGAAAUAAUGUGUUUUGAGAAUGGUGGUGCUCCCUGGAAGGAUCAUCUGUUCUCUAUAGAGGAGGAACUUAAUAUUGAUCCUCUUAUCAAGUAUGUUCUAUUUGCCGACCUGAGUGGACAAUGGCGUAUACAGUGUGUUCCACUACGUUUGGGUACUUUUGACAACAGAUUAACGUUACCUGAAGAAUGGUUGGGUCUACGAGGAGAAGAACUCAGUGAAAAGACUAGUAUUCCAGGCUGUGUCUUUGUACAUGCCAAUGGUUUUAUUGGAGGGGCAAACUCAUAUGAAGGGGUUCUAGAAAUGGCAAGGAAAAGUCUACAGUUACACAAACAGAAAACAAUUAGUUGAUUUAUAAUGAACAUUACAAUUACUCAUUGUUAUUUUGAGACAAACCCCAAUUAAGUUUUGUAGUCCUGUGCAUUUACAUAUUUCUGCAUUUAUGAAUUUAUGGUCAUUCAUUCAUACAAAACAUUAAAAAAUAACAAUUAUAUCACCUAAAAAUUUUA
Patella vulgata (common limpet) is the source of this 1384-nucleotide messenger RNA. Its product is annotated as MYG1 exonuclease. The record is from RefSeq and is a predicted model, not a curated record. Bases 114 to 1226 code for a protein of 370 amino acids. The transcript is spliced from 8 exons. NCBI's taxonomy places the organism in Eukaryota, Metazoa, Mollusca, Gastropoda, Patellidae. Gene Ontology annotation, cellular component: nucleus; cytoplasm.